Messenger RNA from Naegleria gruberi, 1652 nucleotides. RefSeq lists its product as uncharacterized. Gene Ontology annotation, molecular function: fluoride transmembrane transporter activity. The record is from RefSeq and is a predicted model, not a curated record. The transcript has a single exon. The coding region runs from base 1 to 1506 and encodes 501 amino acids. NCBI's taxonomy places the organism in Eukaryota, Heterolobosea, Eutetramitea, Acrasida, Naegleriidae. Gene Ontology annotation, biological process: fluoride transmembrane transport. Gene Ontology annotation, cellular component: membrane.
AUGACAAUGCAACUACUCAAAGAAAAUUUCAAAUUUGCCAUCAAUUUAUCCAAACAUUUACUCUACAUUGCCUACCUCAUCGUAUUCUGCAUGAUUGGUGUUUUAAUUCGAAUUCUUCUCUCCGACACUCUCUACAAGCCUUCCCUCUCCUCCUCCAAUAAUAAUAGCAAUAAUAACAAUAUUAUGAAUCCAUCGACAUCAUCCAAUGGUAAUAUCGUUCAAUCCAUUGAUGAUUUAUUCUUCUCCGAUUUGUAUGCAAAUAUUGUGGGUUGCUUCAUCAUGGGAGUUUUAAUGGUCAUUCAUUUGCACUUUAUUAAAAAGCCUUUGGAAGAGUUGAAGGAGAAGGAGAAGGCCUUGUUAGUUGAAUUGGAAAAGAAUAAGGUUACUAAUAAUAAUAAUAAUGGUAGUAGUAGUGAAAGUAAUACUCCUAUUAUGGUGAAGAGUAAUAAUUCAUCAGCAAUAUCUUUGGAAGGAAUGGAGGAAUCAAAGAAGAGAAUGGUCAAGUUGUUUCUGCAUAGAGUUUUUCAUGGAACAUUGUCGUUUGAGAAGAGGAUAUAUACUGGACUAUCGACUGGGAUGUGUGGAUGCAUUACAACAUUUUCAAGUUGGCAAGUGAAUGCUGCAAUUAGUUUAAUGAAGGGAGAUGUCUUGUCGUUUGUGAGUAAGCAAGUAGUUGGUUUUACAACUUGUUAUUUUGCAUUUGUAAUUGCGAAGGAUAUUACAAAUGCAAUUUUGAGUUUUGUGAUUCCUGUUUUGAGGAAGAAAUUUGGAAAUGCAAAGGCGCCACAACAGGUCACAAUGACAAGUCAAAAUAGUGUUAAUUCAAUUGCAUCUUCGAGUGUUGCUUCUGGAUUGGCUGAAGAUGUAGAUAUUGUAGAACCAAUUCCAAAUGAGGAUCAGAGAAAGAUUCUCUUGGAAGAAGGUGAAAUUAAAUAUAUUGCCGAGAGUAAUGGAGAAUUAUUCAAAAGAAAAUUACUGGAAGAGUAUCAACAAAUUAGAAAUGCCAAAUGGAAAUCAAGAACAGCAAUCAAAAUGGCUGUUGAUUUGUUUGUAGUUUUGAUGGCUGUCAUUUCAGUUUUUAUUGUUCUGCUUGGUGCUAUGAACGUUUCAAAAUCAUUGGAUCAAAGUCUUUGCCUCACUCUCCUCGUUGCUCCUCUUGGCUGUUUAUUGAGAUAUUUAAUUUGCAAGCUAAAUAUUACAUUUAAAGCUGUUGAAAGAUUCCAAAUGCCAAUUUUCACACUUGCUGUCAAUAUCAUUGGCUCUCUAAUCUUGGUUAUUUUACAAGGUACUGCCUACGUUUCAGGUUUCACCUCUGGUGUUGCUGUUUAUUGGAUUGAUGCAUUCUCGGUUGGAUUUUGUGGCUCCCUCACAACCGUAAGCACAUUCAUUCAGGAAGUAUAUGGAUUGAAUCACACCUUUAAGAAGUAUCUGUACUCAUUGUCGAGUAUCUUUUGGACAACACUUGUUGUCUCCACUUGUUUGAUUCUCUUCAUGUGGAUUCUUUAAUUUAUUCAACUCAAAUUUAAACUCAAUAAUAUUAGUAUUACAUGAUGGCAAUACUAAUCACAAAAUUAACACAAUAACACAUUAUCUGGUUCAUCCUUGAGCCAUCAACAAUCACAAACUUUCAUCUUCAUAAAAAAAUGCUCAAC